Panonychus citri (citrus red mite) is the source of this 5317-nucleotide messenger RNA. RefSeq names its product protein ABHD1-like. Gene Ontology annotation, biological process: medium-chain fatty acid catabolic process; medium-chain fatty acid biosynthetic process. Gene Ontology annotation, molecular function: monoacylglycerol lipase activity; acetylesterase activity. The transcript is spliced from 5 exons. The record is from RefSeq and is a predicted model, not a curated record. The coding region runs from base 631 to 1917 and encodes 428 amino acids. NCBI's taxonomy places the organism in Eukaryota, Metazoa, Arthropoda, Arachnida, Trombidiformes, Tetranychidae.
CCUUUUGGAGGUUAAUUGUUAACCGUUGAUUGUUCACUGAUUGUCAACAUUUAAUUACAAUCCAAGACCACCAAUCGCUUCAUCAGUUAAUCCUGAACCUGCAUCGAAACAAUUUAAUUAAACAAAAUUAUUCCUUCACUUGGUAACAUCGAACAAAAAUUACUCUCAUCUCGCCGGAAGUGUUAUCCUUUUUUUCCCAUAAGAGAACCAAAGUAACAUCAACAUCUCUCAUCCUUCAUCUUUCUUUUUUCUGUCCAAUUGGUUUUUUUUUAUAAUUCUUUUCAAUUUGUGUUCUUUUUUUUUCUUUUCUAUGUUUCUUUUUAAACUCUAUUUAUUUGUAUCUCGUUUAUCAAAUUGCUGAUUAACUGUUAACAUUUUCUCUCUACCUUUUUUUUAUUCCAGUCAAGUGUCUCUUACUGAGAGUUACACCCUUCUACUUGAAUUCUAAGCCCGUCCUUUGUUUUUUUCCCCUUACCUGUGUAAAUGAUUUUCUUAUUCUUUUGAAGGAAAUUUUGUGUUUAUUAUCCAUCUUCAUCAUUUGGAGAGUAUCCUCUGUUUUUUUUAUCGUUGGUUCUAUCCCAUCAUCAUCAUCGCUUCUACUAAGUAGCUGUUGUUGUCAUUACAUCAAUCAUGCCGGACCUUGGAUCUGUUACCGGAGCAACUGCUCUGUCAAUUAUUGAUCAUUUUCCAAUUCUAGAUUUUAAACAAUAUCUAGAUUUAAGUGUAGAUAAUGCUUGGCUCAUCUAUGCCUCAAAUCCUCGAUCUGCUAUUGCGUUUGUUUUCGCAAUUGUAUAUGUUAUUUAUUAUCUUCUUAAAGUCGUAAAGAAACCCGAUUUCCAUGCCCGUGAAAGUAAAUUCAGUUCAUUUGUAUUGAAAAAAUGUCCCGUUAUUCAAGAAAAAUUUUAUCCUACCCUUUGGUGUUUUGAUACACACGCUCAAACAGCAAUCGCCAAUGCAAUAAGAGGAGCAAUGCCCAAUCUCCGUUAUAAAAGAGAAAUCGUUGACCUUCCUGAUGGUGGACAAGUCUCCCUGGAUUGGUAUGAUGGUCCACCCCAACCAAAGGAUCAGUUUAACAAUGAAAACCGGCCAAUAGCUUUAUUUAUGCCUGGUUUAACUGGCGAUUCUCAGACUGAAUACAUCAAGAGUUUGAUUCCAAAUGCUCACGCUCUCGGCUAUAGAUCUGUGGCUUUUAAUAACAGAGGACGAGGUGGAAUGAAAUUAAAAACAGCGAGACUUUACUGUGCAGCUAAUUGUGAAGAUGUUGAAUUUAUAAUCAAAUAUAUUAAGGGCAAAUAUCCAAAGGCGAAAAUAGUCGCCACCGGUGUUUCCCUUGGUGGGAUAGUUUUAUGUAGAUACUUAAUUCAAGCCGGUGCCAAUGCACUGGUUGAUGCGGCAAUGCUAAUCUCAGUUUGCUAUGAUCUUGUCGAGGGUUGUAAUAGUAUGUGUAAACCUGGAUUAAAUAUGCUACUUAAUCAGCACUUGGCCCGAUCUUUGUGUCGAGUGGUUCGGGAACAGAAGCACAUCCUGGAAUCAUGUCAUCACAUUGAUUACAAUGAAGUACAACAAAGUGCAACUUUAAGACAAUUUGAUGAAAGAUUUACAAUUAAAAUGUGGAACUUUAAAACACCCGAACAAUAUUACAGAGAAGCAAGUUCAAAGACUAAAUUAUCUUACAUUAAACGACCAACUCUUUGUAUAAAUGCAGCUGAUGAUAUGUUUGCACCGAUAAAUUCAUUACCUAUUGAGGAAGUGAAAAAAUCAAGUCAUGUUGCCUUAAUUGUUACUCAUCGAGGUGGACACAUCGGUUUCAUGGAAGGACUUUUACCAAUGUUACCUUUUUUCUCUGAACGUUUAUCUAAACAAUAUUUACAAGCGCUAAUCGAACUGGACGAUAUUAUAAAUGAAUUUUCUACAUAAUCUUCUCAUUUCCAAAGACAAAAUUGCGAUACAAACAAAACCCCAAGACAAAAAGAUUCCCAUGGAUCUUGAAGCCGCUUAGGAUCAAGACGCUACCUCAUUUAAUCGUUGAGUGAUUUAGUUUUCCUGAUCCACAUCUAACUCAUAAUUUGAACCCGAUGCAUAUUUUUCAAAUCGAUUCUGUUUUACUGUACAUUGAUACCUACAGAAUCCAGAGUCUUAAUUUAUGGCUUUAAUGAGCAUUAACAGAUUAACUAAUAAUCUAAUCCCGGUUGUAAACAUGGUUUCAAAUGCGACUAUGUGAUGAUCAAGACUAUUAAGAUUAUCGAAGCAAGAAAAACCCUUACCCAAAAUUUUGACCUUAAACCUGACCCGUUCUUAAAGAAACAAAAUUUAUCGAAAACAUUGAUUGUAGUUACAAUCUAUGAUUUGGUAAAUUAACUUUGGUGCCGUGCAUCUAAUCAAUUAAUCAACUUGAUUUCUUUCUGUCUUUUGCUUUAACUUUACUUUUCUUAUUUUCUCAUUAUUGUAAGAAUGAAGAUUUGCUGCAAGAAUCAAAUGGAUUUAACCUACGUCAACAAUUAAUUAACCAUAGAUGAACAAAUUAAUUAACUAAAAACAAAGAUAACUGUAAAGAUUUAUCUGAUAAUGGAGAUUAAUUGCAAAGAUUCUAAUUAUUUCUUUGUGUGUUCUCAUUAUCAGAUAAUUUUAAUUACUCAGUCAAUAUGUGAUUACAAUUCCCGCCGAAUGCUAAUUUGAUUCAACUUGUUCCUCUUUCCAACUCUCUCUCUCUCUCUCUCCUUAAUCCAUGUGAACUAUUAGAUUCUCGUCAAUAAUAUUUUAAUCAAAAUCUUGAUCAAAAUUCUGUUAAUUUUUCUUUUUCUUGAAAAGAAAGAAGAAAAAAAGAUUCUAAAUCAAUGGAAGUCAAUUCAACAUGUCAAUUAAACAAACGAACAAUUUGAUUUAACCAAAAUUGUCAACAAACAAACAAUUGAUCUGCACAAGUCAAUUUAUAUCGCACAUGGUAAUUACUCUCAUGGAUCAAUUAACUUUAGCGAUCAACAAUUAGAAUUGAUCAACAUUCAAUUGAAUAUUUGAUUGAAAUUUUUACCUUCAUACAUUAAGAUGAAUCUUAAGUUAUAACAGAACCGUUGAAAUCCUCUGGUUGAGGAUAAACAAUUAACUUUGUUGUUUGUGUAAAUCAGCUGGUCAAUUAAAUCUAAUUAGUAUUGUGUUAUAAUGGAAACAAUUCAAUCUAAUUAAAUAAAAUGUAAAAAAGAUCAAAAUUUGAAUACUAAUUGUUAUUAUUUACGCGAAAAAUCAAACAAUCAAAACUUAACUCACAAAACUUACAAAACCAAACAACGUUUUCAAGCGCUUACGACAAGUCUUAAUUAUCGUAAUCAACGAUCGUUGAUUAAUCUCGUGAUUAAUUAGUGAUUUUUAUUGAAUCGACAAUCGAGUGAAAUCUUGACCAUUUAUGUCCUCAAAUAGCAGUAAUUUGCAAAGAUCGUCAAUAAACAGCAAACGAUUUGAUGAUUAAUCAAAAAUUAUUCAUUUAAGACGAAAUGAGCUCAAUCAAAGUCCAUUAAUUUGGUUAGUGAUCUUGGUGGUCAAUUUUCAUAAUGGCAAUUUUUCAGGAAUCGUCCAUAAGUAACAAUGAAAAGAGUUGACAGUUGAAGGGCAAAUUGUAACAACUAGUAAGUAAUUAGGCUGAAAUUCAAGCUGAGUGAUUAACACUCUGUAGAAAUAGUUUCAAGAGUUACUUUUAGUUGAUUAAUGAUGACAUAUUCAAAUUAAUGGAAUCAAUUUUGUUGAUCUUCCUCAUUUUGAACAUUUCGAUACUUAUAAGAUAAUAAUUGAUAUUUUCUAAAUUCAUAGCUUUAAGUUGAUCUUACAUUUCAAUUUAGAUUGAUUGUUUGGCAAUCAAUUCAAAUAUCUAAUCUUGUUAAUCAGCAAUUGGUUUUCUGUUUUUCUUCACACAACUAGUUGAUUCAAGGUGAAUUACUGGAAAAUAAUCAUGAUAUAAUUGAGGAAUUAAUUUUAUUUCUUAACGUUUUUUAUGUUCGGCAAAACAAACUCAUCUUUAGUUUAUUUAUUCAAUGAUUAAUAUCGAGUAAAUUCUGAUAUCAGUGUCAAACUUUGAUCACAAUCAACAAGAAAAUUGAAGGUUAUCAAGAAGGAAAAAUAUAACAAGAUUAAUUGGUGUUAAUUAACAUUUAAUUACCCAAAAGUUGUGAGAAGAGUUAAUGAUUACCAAACUGUAAGAUGAUCGGUCCAAAAUGAACAGAUUUUGUGUUCUUAAUUAUUGCUGCAAUUAAACUAAUCUAAUUGAAUAUUUUUUCUCAUGACACAAAGACCAACCUUUCCUAUGAGAGCUCGAAUUUGUAGAACUGUUCAAUUAUCUUUACAAUUUUCGCACUGAAAAAACCUCGAAAUUUGAAACAUUUUCGCUUUCCAAGUUUAAAACUUCAACAAAAGAGUAAAACUAAUUAAUCUCGUUAUAACCAUGAGGGUUUAGGCCAAUUACUUUUACAAGAAUAUUUUAAUUGUAACAAACAAUUAAUUUAAUAAUUUUUUUCGUCUUUUUAAUUAGAUUUUAAAUAAACCGCUUUCGAAUUAUUUGUUCGAUUUAAAAUCGAUUGUUUGAGAAAAUCGAAAAUCGUUUAAAUGGAUAAGCGAAACUAAAGAAGCGCGAGUUUUUUUUCUGAUUGUAAUUAAAAUCAUUUUGUUUUCAAUUGAAUUGGUACAAAUUUAUUAAUUGUUAUUUUAUUGUUCCGUUAGUGAAACCUGACAAUUAGUUCCUGUGGGUGGCUCAUUAAAAUGGGAAAAGGUAAAAAAACUCAGGCGAAAAUAGUGAAAGAUGUGAACGCAAGAAUCUUGUCCACAUUGAGAGAUUUCAAUAAUAAAUGUCAACGUUUAAACAGCGAUUCGAGGUUCCAGAAACAAGUGGACGUCCCUUUUUACCCUGGAAUACCCGUUAAUCCAUUGAUUUAUGGACCAUUAGGCCAAAAACGAGAUCCAUAUCCUUAUCAAGGGAAAAGAGGUCAACCGGUCAACAGAUUUAAUUAUGGAGCAUCAGCUAAUCCACCGACCGAAAUGGUUGAAGUUAAAUGGAUUGUCCAUUGGAGGCCAAGGGUCAUGUCAUUUAUUCAAUCAAUUGCUGAAUACGAUGAGACUGACCAUAAUUCAUCAACGGAUGAAAGUGAAAGUGACAGUGACAGUGAAAGUAAUAUAUGAAAUUUACUCUGAUCAAAAAAAAAAGGUAAACAUUUUGUCAAAUAGAUAUUUUUUUUUACAUCUUGUGAUUUAAUUAAUGAAAUUGUCUCAAUUGUAGUACAAUACUAAUCCAGUUAAAUCGAUUAGCUUAUUUACAUAAAUAAACAACAAAAUUGAUCAA